Dibothriocephalus latus is the source of this 606-nucleotide messenger RNA. The record is from the annotation of a GenBank genome assembly. NCBI's taxonomy places the organism in Eukaryota, Metazoa, Platyhelminthes, Cestoda, Diphyllobothriidea, Diphyllobothriidae.
AUGUUGGAGAGGCAGUCUGUCUUACACCUCAGUGAUACAGCGAGCGGGAGGACAAUGCUGUCGCACGACCGUGCAACCUUGUCAGCGUUGGCUGAGCUGGCGGAUGUAGCACACAGGGAGUAUCAGGCAGGUGAUUACGAAAGGGCGGAGCAGCACUGCAUGCAAUUGUGGCACCAGGAUCCGGAGAAUACUUCAACGCUGUUGCUACUGAGCUCUAUACACUUCCAAUGCCGACGUCUUGAUAAGUCGGCAUACUUUAGUCAGCUAGCUAUCAAGCAAAAUCCGCUCAUGGCUGAAGCCUACUCCAACUUGGGAAAUGUGUUGAAAGAACGGGGACAACUAAAAGAAGCCAUCGAUAAUUAUCGUCAUGCACUGAAUAUAAAACCAGACUUCAUUGACGGCUAUAUUAAUCUAGCUGCAGCUCUUGUGGCGGCUGGAGAUACAGAAUCGGCCGUUAGUGCAUAUGCCACAGCCCUCCAGUGCAAUCCUGAUCUUUACUGUGUCAGGAGUGAUCUGGGCAAUCUGCUUAAAGCUCUGGGCCGUCUGGACGAGGCUAAAGUAAGACAUCCGCCGCGUGGGUGCUCUGCGCUGCGGCUUUGCGCUUAG